AUGAAUUUCUCCAGUGAUUCAAUGAAAAAUCGGAAUCAAUUUCGAUUUCUGGACCUCCCGAUUGUCGUGACUCGAAAUGUCGUGAGCACAAAGGACCCAUUGGAUAUUUUCUGGUUGAAUCUACUCGAAGGAAGAAUCAAAGAAAGCGUCGAAUGGGUGAAACUGAGAUUUCCCAAUGUUGAGCGUAUUCAUAUUAAUGGUCCGAACGUUCCACAGAAAGAUGUGCAAUAUGUUUUGGACAAUAUAACGCCGACAAAUAAAUUUCGAAAAACGGCGGAAUCCAAUGAGAAUCUUCUAUGGAGAAUUGAAGGGACUUUCGAGCAAAUACGAAUAGGGAGUGGAUCAUGGAUUACUGUAGAUCAUGCGAUGAACUUCAGUUUCCCAUAUGUGGUGGUUAUGGGAACUACCAUCACAAAUCAAGAAUUGAAUCUGAUUCUGAAGAACUGGAUAGACAUGAAAUGCCAUCUAAAGACGAAACAACUUGAAAUCAAUCUGAUGGAUGGAGAGAACUUUUUGGAUACUGUUCUAGAAAAUAUACCAUAUGAAAUAGGACAACCGAUAGUUCCUUUGUAA
Molecule: messenger RNA, 573 nt
Organism: Caenorhabditis briggsae
Lineage: Eukaryota; Metazoa; Nematoda; Chromadorea; Rhabditida; Rhabditidae
Exons: 2
Coding region: 1-573 (190 amino acids)
Biological process (GO): embryo development
Source: RefSeq, a predicted model, not a curated record